Messenger RNA from Vigna umbellata (rice bean), 538 nucleotides. Lineage: Eukaryota; Viridiplantae; Streptophyta; Magnoliopsida; Fabales; Fabaceae. The record is from RefSeq and is a predicted model, not a curated record.
CUUAUUUACAAUUCUCAGCCACAAAACUUCUCUCUCUUGACAUGUUUCGUUUCUGAGCUAACACUUCUCAAACAACACACUCGUUUCAGGAUAUAUGCAUAUGGAUGGCUCCAGCUCAAAGCCUGGUGGUAACUCAACGAGAGUUGGUUUGGUUAAAACUGCUGUUAACAUGUAUGGUAACAGGAUUGCAGAUGUUAAUGGUCCUUUGCUGAGAGAGGAAUUCUCCACGAAGAACUCUUCAAAAGCAAAAGAACUCCACAGAGCAAGAAGGGAUAUUGUCCUGUACAAAGAGAGCAAACAGGCUGCAGAAUCUGCGAAAGCUGAAGCAGAAACCAAGCUUUCUAAUGCUAAAAGGACGGUGAAAGAUCUUUUCUUCAUGAUCGGGGAAUCGAGCUACAGGGCAAAAGCGCAAACGAGAGAUAUGGCAUCACUAAAGAAGUAUAGGAAGCCAAGCAAGAAUGUUGGUGAUAAUGAGCAUUCACGAGUGAUGAGAGAAUUGGAACANUAUGGAUGGCUCCAGCUCAAAGCCUGGUGGUAA